UUCUUCUGUCUUCAUAAAGUUUUCAUACGACAACAGGAAAGGACGCGUUUCUUUUCGUGUGAUAGUAUUUUUUUUGGUCACUAUUCGUCAUCUGCGAAAAAGAAGUGUUAUAUCGGAAGCAAAUUGUACGCUGAUAACUUCCUUGAGCAGGGAGCUUGUUUCAGUGGUAGGAUUAGCUUAGCGGGUCCCAACUGGACGCCUUGAAUGGUGCAACGUAAUUUGGGAGCGCCUUCGGAAAAAAAGAUUCAGUGCGGCUCGUCUUCCACGGGACAGUUUGGCAUUUGUAGCUUGCAAGACAAGCAGGCAGGCACACUGUGAAAAAAAACAUACAGAAAGGUUUAGAGAAUGAGUUCGAUCAGCAAAAUUCACUUCAACAGUUCGACCGGCGUUUCGCUAAACGACCGGUUUACAAUCAUGUCGAAAGUGAGCCCAUCGGAGAAGUCAUACAGCCGGAACGAACGAACUGCUGCCGGGCGGAAUUCCAGCGGAGGAGGAGCCAUUCAUCGCAAUCGUUCAAAUUCUAUGGACUCGCUUAAUUCGCGCGGGUCGCUUGCAAAUCGUCAAUUGUUGGGCCAGCUGGAAAGACGUCAUACCGGGCAGAGCGCGGCGUUGAGGUUGAGAAAUACAAAUAUUCGUUCCGGUCGGCAGAGAUUAAAUCGUAGUAAUAUCUCAUCUCGAAGCAAUAUCAGCUCGCGCGUUCAGCUUAGGCGAGCUGCCGGGAAUACAUUAUCACUCUCGGGAGGAUCGUGGCGAUUGCAGCGUUCGAAUAGUCUGUCGGAUAUUGCCACAAUGAACGCCGAUUUUGUUGAACGACAGGGAUUGCGUCGAUCUAACUCCCAGCUGAGUAUUGCAUCAAGACUGGGCAGACCACGCAGUAGCUCUCGAGGACCACGUCGUCCUCUCCAGCGUACAAACUCGUCCAGCAAUCUUGUGCGCUCCAGAUCUCGUGGACGGUCUCGUUCAAAUUCACGUUCCCGUACCCGUCUACCACGUUCGCGCUCCAGAGGAAAUCUUACUCAACCAGACAGAUCUCGCAGUGUGGGACUUAACUCUGGGAGAGGUCGUCCGCGAGGGCGCCCGACCGCUAGACGUACGGGCAGCCGCGGUAAUGGUACACUCGUACGAUCUAGCUCACGUUCGAAUCUCCGCUCGGGAAGUGUCAACAAUCGGUUCGGUACAAACCGUACUAAUCGCCCCCUCACGAAUAGUACCCGCGGAGGUCGCGGACGUAUUGCUAAACGUGGCCAACGACGGGGAGGUGCGUUUGGUCAGAACGGAACCGGUGGAAGACCCGGACGAACCCUUCAGAGAGGAAGAGGAAGAGGUGGUGCGAAACCUUCGGCAGCUGCAGCCGCCAGCGGAUCACGCCGUGGUCGCUCUCGCUCCCGGGGAAGAUCACAAUCACAAAGCCGUGCACGGAGUGGCCAACGCGGUCGCAAUGCGUCCCAAACACGCAGAGCGUCAGCGCCGACCAAGAGCAAGGACGAAUUGGACAAGGAAUUGGAUCAGUACAUGGCUAACACGAAAUCAUCGCUGGACAAGGAGAUGGACGAGUACAUGAACGGGAUUCACAGCUCCGCUUAGGAACAGCAAACCGACGAACCUUCUGUUUUGAUGUCCUGAUGCUGGUUGGAAGGACCGAGGAAGCAUGUUUUAAGAUUUGCAGAACUAUAAAAGCUAAUCAUGUGAAUCACUAACGCAAAAGUAACUAAACUACUAAACUGUAGACUGUAAGAAUAGUUUAUUUGGUUUUGUACUGAAGAACACAAACACUUGAACCUGAUCACAUUGAAAGCUGAAUUUGAGGAACUAUAAUUUUAACCUUUUAUCCUCGAUCGAUGUCGAGUGAAUUUCAAAUGUAUAUAAGUAAUAAUUGCUAUAAAAAGCAAUGAUAAGAAGGAAUAAAUCUGUUUUUUAUGACUGAA
Molecule: messenger RNA, 1925 nt
Organism: Toxorhynchites rutilus septentrionalis
Lineage: Eukaryota; Metazoa; Arthropoda; Insecta; Diptera; Culicidae
Exons: 6
Coding region: 346-1584 (412 amino acids)
Source: RefSeq, a predicted model, not a curated record